CUUACAAAGAAUGUUGACAUUUGUAGCCAUCCAUUCGUGGGAAGGGCAAACGGGCAAAAGCACAUACAGUGCAGCCAAAUACAAGUAGGAAAAUGCGAGAUCCGACACAAUAAAAAUCGAAUAGAUCAAAAUCAAAACAGAUUUUCUAUGUCUAACAGGAGUUAUGCGAUCGAAAUAUAUUUUAACAAGUCAAAAUGUAUUUAUUUACCUACAAAUCAUUUACGUUCUGGCACAUUUCUUCGUCCGAGGUAUUCGAUGCAUGUUACCUGAGGCCAGUCAGGAAGGAAUUUUACAUCCGUUUACAAGCUAUGGGGACGUAACGACGUUCCAUUACACAGUACCGAAAGACGUUUUCAGAGCCACAUGGCAGUUUGCAGCCUUUACAGACAAUGUGCAUUGUCCGUCCCGAAAAGUGCAUCUGCACCUGAAAUCUGGCAGUUACCCCGUAAUGUCAGUGGAAAAUGCAUCGUUUCCUGCCAACAUGCAUUUGUACCAUAAUGACACUAUAUCGGUAUCAAUGAUGACCACUUUCGAGCCAAAAGUAACGGCCACUAUACCAGUGUACGGACCGGAACCUGGAGAUUGGUUUGUGACUGGAUACCUUUCCCAUUGGGAUAAGAAAGUUCAGCAGCAAGGUCUGGGGUAUAAAUGCCGUUAUACUUUGGGCUCCGUUGCUAUAUGGACACAGACCAGUGGUAUCCAAGACAUACCGAUCGGGACACAAAAAUUUCUGCACACCAGCGAACCAAUGUCCUAUUACAAAAUCUACAUCCCAUCGAGUACGUGGCAUUUUCGCGUCCAUAUAUGGGGCUGCAAUUUUACUCUGCAAGCUUAUCACGAAUCCAAUACGCCCUGCAUAAAAGGACUAGCACUCAAGGGACGGAUGGUACCAAUUUACAAUGAGUCGCACCCCAGCUCAAUCGGCAAUUUAACAAUGAGCGAUUCUUACACUUUCACUGUUCUCUCGCCGUACCAAGAAAGUUACUAUUACUUAUUAGUCAUUUCGAGCAGUGUUAUAGACUUCAAUGUCAGGGUGAGCAUUUCGGAAUGUCCUAUACGAAUGUUGGAAAAAUCGUUUAUGAAGCAGUAUCUAGAUGCGCCAUCAUUUUCCGAGGCGUUGACCCAGCUCCGAGUAAAAAAUAAAGAAGAACGAUUGAGAUCGUCGCAAAAACAACCUUUGCUUCACCAGAUUUUUUAUAACAAUUCAACGCUUAAUUACGACAGCAUGAGACCAUCCAAAGACCAGUUCGUUUUACCGGACGAAGAUAAUGCUAAAGACGAUCCUUGCAUACCAAGGUUUCAACUAGCCAGGAUAAAACAUUCUAAGCCAUUCUCAAGUGUUUAUUUGCUCCAGGGCAGAGAAUGGCUAACGUCGUGGGUAAUGCUCACGGAUUAUUACCCGGUCGUAACGCAGUUUGAUAUCAUGCCAUUUAUUGACAUCGGAGGUACCCUAAGCAUAAAGAUUCGUCUGGAGAUGAACAAGCAAAUAUCCGACCAGCUCGUCCUUGUCGAAGUCUGCAUUCGCAAGGGUCGAAUACCCGAUCGUAUCAAUGGAGCAAUAGCGUGCCCGAACCAAAAUAUGUUCAUGAACUUAUCAUCUUUUGGAAAAAACACAUCCUCCUUGUUAAUUCCUUAUCCACAAUCGGAUGUUUGGCACGUAGCAAUGCAAGCCAAGUGUUAUACCGAGGGAACAAGAGCUCCUUGUGCAAUGGAGGAAAUACUUGUAUCCGUAGACAUAAAAACACAGCCAUGCGUCUUCCCUGGAGAUCGUUCGUGCGGUAAUCACGGGAUUUGCCAAGAGACAAAAAGAGGGCUUCUGUAUUAUACUUCGUGCAAGUGUUUCGGAGGAUACAAAGGGUGGGGUUGUACAGACUCGACACACGCAGAUCCAAAGGCAUUCAUAGUGCUUACAACUCUCCUGCUUACAUUAAGUAACGGAUUUUUUAUCCCGGCCAUUCAUUUGGCCAUCAAACGAGGCCUCUACACAGAAGCACUCGUCUACUUAGCUACCAUGAUAUUCUCUUCGCUUUAUCACGCGUGCGAUCAGCAAUUCAUGACCUACUGCGCAGUUAAAUAUGAGGUUUUGCAGUACAGUGACUUCUUCUCAAGCAUUCUUGCAUUCUGGGUGACACUCGUUUCGAUGGCAAAGUUACCCACAAAAUAUAUGUCGUUUUUUCACAUGGUCGGUGUACUUAUUAUUGCAUUUUGUGUCGAGAUGGAUAGAACAGGAUUAACGAGCAUUUUAGUACCCUUAGCAAUGGGCGCGACAAUUCCAAUUGCAGCCUUUGCCUGUCGAUGCUACAAGUAUAAACAGAGACAUCGUCCUAAAGAGGUUGCAAAACUGUUGAUCGGUUUGUCACUAGCUACAAUUGGAUUACUCUUGUUUGCUCUGGUUGAAACGGAAGCCAAUUACCAAUAUGUGCACAGCAUUUGGCAUGCCCUUAUAGCCCUAUCGCUGUUAUUUUUAUUGCCAAACCGUGCAGAACCAGAACCAAUUGAGAUAUCAAUAAACGAUACGAGCAGCUCGGACAGUGAGUUAAUGGAUUGUAAAGACUUGUCCCAAAGUCCUGUAUUCACGAUAAAAGCAGAUGGUAAAAAGUUACUGACUGUCGAAAGUGACGCGUCAUAAGGAUGUACGGGAUCUAAUCUGAGAGUAAUUGAUUAUGUGCCAAAAAGAUGUUCGAGUUCGUUUUACGAGCUGAAUUACAAUUUAAAAAUAUUGCGAUGUCGGAGAUUAUAUUUUUAAUUCAAAAAAAAAAAAAAAAAAAUCUCAAUUAGUUUCUAUAAAUGUUAAAAAGAAAGUUACUUAGUAAUACUAGAAUUUAUUGAAACAAUUUAAUAUCUAGAUGUAAAAGGAAUAUGGUGCAAUGUUAAACUUAUUACUUUGUGCAAAGGUACUAUUUCUGGAACAGAUAUUUAUAUUACAUACAUGCCUAUACUCUGUUGAAUAUGUUUUAAGAUUCACAGUAUAAACGAUACCGUAGCUUGUUGAUUGAUUCAGUAUUG
This is a messenger RNA of Diprion similis, 3006 nucleotides long. RefSeq names its product post-GPI attachment to proteins factor 6-like. Bases 164 to 2629 code for a protein of 821 amino acids. Lineage: Eukaryota; Metazoa; Arthropoda; Insecta; Hymenoptera; Diprionidae. The record is from RefSeq and is a predicted model, not a curated record. Gene Ontology annotation, cellular component: plasma membrane. The transcript is spliced from 13 exons.